AAGUGUCAAUUCAAUUGGUGUCAUUGUUAUUUUGUAAUUUGUUAUUGUUUGCGAAUUUUUCGUGGUUUUCGUGAGGGAAAUAAAAGGAGAGUGCCUAUUAAUAAUUUCGCAAAAAUAAGUUAAUCGACUUAUAGAUAAAAUGGAUAUUUAUAGAUAUCCCCCGUAUCAAUACGGACAAUCAGAUGAACUUUCCAAACAAAUGUUUGCCCAACAAGCUCUGUCUUCCGGUCUUCCUUAUCAGCGUCCAGGAACAAGUCAAGAGCCACAUUCCAUGCCUAUCCCGUCUGGUGCUCCUUGGAAUAUACAAGGCGUUUCUUGGGGUUUGCCUUCGCCACCUCAAUUAGUUCAGUUCACGGGACAACCACCAUUAGAACCAAAGCCUUCACACACAGUUCUGCACUGUAAAAGAAAAAGUUUGGAUGUCGAACCGGUCAUUCCAGCCAAACAGUUAAUAACGGAAGAGAAAAUGGCAGCACAUUUAAGUGGUCUCCAUAUAUCUUCAGACUACACAGCUCAUUCUUUGGCGACAUCGACGGAUGAAAAUAUGGAUCUUGGCAUGGAUACCGCAACGGCUCUCAGUGAAAAACUUAAAGGCCACAAAAUUGUUUUAUCCGAAGAGCUUAAAAAGUUACAAGAAGAACCUUUAAUACCUGCUACUCUUAUAGAAAGACUAGAAAAACCACACAUGUCACUAGUUGUGUGGAAACCUCGAGAUAAUAUUUUAGAAAAGAUAAAAGAAGUAGAAGAAAAGCCACAUGAAGAAGAGAAGAAAAGACCAGGUGUGCUUGUAAGUGAAAUAUCACCUAUGGAAAUGGAGAUGUCAUGAACAGUUUGUGAAUAUUAAGGCCAUGUUCACACCAAAUGUAUUAACAACUGUUACUCUUUUGGAAUAUCUUUGCGGCCUUAGGUCAUUUGCGUACCACGCAGUGUCCUUCCCAC
Molecule: messenger RNA, 939 nt
Organism: Papilio machaon (common yellow swallowtail)
Lineage: Eukaryota; Metazoa; Arthropoda; Insecta; Lepidoptera; Papilionidae
Exons: 3
Coding region: 140-826 (228 amino acids)
Source: RefSeq, a predicted model, not a curated record